This is a messenger RNA of Solanum stenotomum, 598 nucleotides long. RefSeq lists its product as uncharacterized. Bases 104 to 541 code for a protein of 145 amino acids. The transcript is spliced from 2 exons. The record is from RefSeq and is a predicted model, not a curated record. NCBI's taxonomy places the organism in Eukaryota, Viridiplantae, Streptophyta, Magnoliopsida, Solanales, Solanaceae.
AGAAUUACGUCGUCCACCAAAUUCGUGGGAUAUAUUUAAGAAGUUGCAUAAAAGAAAGGAUGGCAGCUUUGUUGAUGCCAAGUCUAAAUGCAUUAAUGAUAAAAUGGAGGUUGUCUUAGCUGCUGCUAUUUCUAGCUCCUCAAAUGAUUCACAAGAAGUUCAAGAACUUGAUAUAAAUAACUUAUACUUUGAUGUUGUGGGUGGAGAAAAAAAACGACGUGUGUAUGGUUUAGGCUCUCAAGGUUUGGCGUUGUAUCAAGAUCAAAAUUCUGUCACUUCGCGCAAUUUACCUGCGGUGUCUGAUGAUGUUGCUGAAAAGCGCAUUAAACUACUUGAGGAAGAAGUGUUGCAUAUGAGAGAAAAUCAAGAGAGAAUUCUUCAAGAACGUUUAGAGGCGGAGGUGCAACAACGAGUAGAGCACGAGGUCUCGCGUUUGAGGCAACAAAGUGAUGAUCGAUUCAAGUCUAUGGAGGAACGAUGGUCUCGCAUGAUGAGCGAGAUGGCGUUAUCCUCACGCUCAUCUAGUAAUCCUUCUCCUUAAUAGGAAAUGACCAAAUGUUUAUGUGUUUAAAUAUUUGUACACUUUUGCUUAUUGAAG